GACACUUUUUCGUGCGUGCAGCCGGCGUUCAUCGAUUUAUUAGACGUCACGUCAAAAAAAGAGAGAGAAAUGUAUACCAAAUAAAGAUUAGAUUUCAAGAGUUUCUCCCUGCUUAAAAUAUAAAAUUUCAAGUUUGAAAAUAGCAAUAUUGAAGCUUAUGAAGAAAAAUCAGUCUUUUGUUAUAUGAAAGGUGAUGAAGCAGCACUGCACGUGGUUAUUUCUCCUCGUGCCCGACUUCCUAGAACUGUGGAAACAAAUCUAUUCAUAAACCACUCACGGAAAUGAUAAAUACGGUAUUUGUGGAAUGUUGAAACCAUGCGAUAUGUCACUCAUGCGUGGAUGAUUCUUGUGGCACUGAUGGAAGAUGCUAGAUGUUUACAAGUAGGGUGGCGCAAGUGUUUCUUCUGAGAAACAUUCAUGGCAAGUAAACAGUCGUGUGCUGUUUUCGAGGAUGUGCUAUCUUCAUUUGCUACCAGUGUUUGUAGACCACAAGUUGUUUGCGGCCGUAAUCUCGGAGCAGUAAAUCUGUCCGAACAAGGGGUUUAUAGCGGCUCGCACGCCAGCGGCCAGACAGAGAGAGAUGACUGCGACACGGGGCCUGGUGCUGUGUGGACUCGUCCUGCUGGGACUCGCGGCGGUGCACGGGGCUCUGCCGUACUACUACCCCUUCCUGACGCACGCGAGCAACCACAGCGUAGCGCAGGGCUGGCGCCAGUUCGGGGACCGCAUCCUGCACCGCGAGCUGGUGCGUCGCUCGGCCAGCUUCCUGCGGGUGGUGACCCAGGAGUGGCGCUGGCCGCCCAAGGGCCUGGCCAACGCCACCAUCACCUACGUGUCGGCCGCGGACCUGCUCCAGGACGGGACCGGGGGCUACGUCAACGUCACCUUUGGGGGUGUGGGACUGCGAGAGGUGGGGCUGCGGUUCAAGUCCCAGCGCGGCAGCGGCUUCAGCUUCCUCGUCGAGGUGUACGGCAGGUAGAGCCGGCCGCGAGUCCGGUGCUGCCAAACUCUCCGACGUGUAUCCAUGAAAUGUAUUCAACAAACUCAUAUUCAUAAACAGCAGGUUCAAUAAUA
Molecule: messenger RNA, 1074 nt
Organism: Bacillus rossius redtenbacheri
Lineage: Eukaryota; Metazoa; Arthropoda; Insecta; Phasmatodea; Bacillidae
Product: probable salivary secreted peptide
Exons: 1
Coding region: 581-979 (132 amino acids)
Source: RefSeq, a predicted model, not a curated record